This is a messenger RNA of Trichoderma reesei QM6a, 2965 nucleotides long. RefSeq lists its product as uncharacterized. Gene Ontology annotation, cellular component: cytoplasm; cell septum. Lineage: Eukaryota; Fungi; Ascomycota; Sordariomycetes; Hypocreales; Hypocreaceae. Gene Ontology annotation, biological process: establishment of cell polarity; positive regulation of G2/M transition of mitotic cell cycle. The coding region runs from base 1 to 2790 and encodes 929 amino acids. The record is from RefSeq and is a predicted model, not a curated record. The transcript has 3 exons.
AUGGAGCACGUCGAGGUGCCGUGGCCGUGGUUAGGAUCGAAUCGUGGUAGUAGCGAUCCAGACCCUGUAUCCAAGGCUAAUGAAACCGGUGAUCAGACAUCAUCUCGACUUCAUGGCGACGUUGCCGGCACCCUUUCCACACGACGUGGCCACUCGAGCCAGCUCUCGAUUUCAGAUCCCAGCCAUCACGUAACGGAGACAAUCGGCAAUUUAUACGAUGAAGACGAAGACCAAAAUUCCGAGACGGGCCGCCCGCUGAGUUUCGUCACCGACCCUGCGUAUGAGGACCAAGUCAGUCAACCACAUCGGCAACACAACGAAAAGCCGCUACAGUUCAUCACAGCGUCUAAUGUCGUCUCUCAGUCAACAUCAGACCAGCAGACGCGGCCGAGACCCCAUGUUGGCAAUGGCGGCUCGAAAUCACCUUCGACGAGUCUCCCCGGACACAGCCAGCGCAACGAUCAGCUGGACGAAGACGCGCGGCCCAUGACAUCUCCCACUCUGUCGCUGCGAGGAGCUCAUACGCACACGUCCGAGCAGCAAUUCCCCUUGACCAAUAUAGAUAACCCGAAUGAUAUCGCUCAGGAAUUAAGCAACUUGCAGGCGUUGAGGCGUUUAUCCAUGGAUGUUGGCAACAGUAUUGACCCAGAUAUACCUCCAAUGUCACUAGCAGCUAUGCCGGCUGUAGCGCCGCGGGGAGGCGAUGAUGAAAACGAUCCCUCAAGGUUGCUUUGGGUGCCCGCAAGAGUACAUCCAGAGCUGGCGCCUACUGAAUUCAAGACCUUUCUCGCAAGUCGGCUUCAGUCCAUCCGGAGGAGAUCCGGAGAUUCUUUUCUUUCCGUUCCGGAUGAGAAUUCUGGUGACGAACAGAGUCCAAUGAAUUCCUCUUCACUAAGAAGGAAGAAGUCGCUACUUUCCCGCCAAGUUGACAGCUCGGACGAGCGAGCUUCCGAAGGUUACGCCAAUGGCGUGAUGGACAAACCAGAGAGACAAGGCUACAAGAAUGAUCAGCCAGAUCGAGACCUGAGUCUAGACGAGCUAGUAAAAGACCCCUCAAAAGCAGCCCAGAGACUUGCUCAAGAGUCCCAUAGCUAUUCAGGCAGUCUAGAAUCUGGGACGGAUGACAUACCUAUCCUGGCUGUUGCACCCAGUAGCGGAUUGCGGAGGUCAACUCGGACAACGUACCGCAAAGGAGGGAGCCUGCGAUCUGGCGACAAAGCGUCGUUUUCGAAGCGAAUGGCACAACGCCACCAAAGCGGUGAUAGCACAGACUCUCAUGCUGCGGCUGCUAUUGAACCCCCUCGGGGGUAUCCGCUGAUCCAAGUGCAGUCAGAACCCACGGAGAAUUUUUCACGGCCUACUCGACCAGAUCGAAGACAUGAUAAGGAUUCGCAGGAAUCGUCUGCAACUUCAACAGCGCCCGAUGCCCCUUCAGCUUCACGUUCAUCCCAAUUUUCCAUUCGAGGAUCUUCCGCCUCGCCACGUGCUUCCACCGACGAUAUCCUCACCUCGGAAAAUCCAGGCGUCUCUCAGGAGAAUCGGUACCCAGAUCAAUUUUCACAACGUCACUCUCAGACUGUUUCCACAGCAGAGGAGCCUGGGUUAGAACCUGUGGCAGAUGACCCCGGCAACAAUUCAACCGGCCGCUCGAACCACCGCUCCCUACCAGGCAGUCACAAGCUCGAAGACAGCAGCUCUGGGAGAUUGUCUAAUUCCGCCUCAACACAAACAGGUGCAGUUCCACUCAACACAUCAAAUAGUAACGCUCUUCGCACGGAUGCCACCAUCACCCCUCCGGCGCAGACGCGAGAUGAAAAACGAGGAGACAAGAAGGCGAGGAAAGAGAAGGAUGAGGAUUCUCACAACUCGAGUAGAUCCGGCAGCGCAUGGAAAUGGCUCAAGGGCGUGGCGGACGACAGGGACAAGAAAAAGGAUGAAAGCAAGAAGUCCAGACACAAAGCAACGUCUGAAAAGGCUCAGGACAACGUGCGGUUGGACGUCAUUCAAUCAUCGCUCGAAAAGAAUGCUACCAAGGGGCGUGAAAGCUUAGUCCUUGACCGGGAAAGCCUCGACACUAAACUUUCCGACGAACGGAAGAAGGACAGUCAUCGAAAGAGCGAUUCGAGAAAGGAAAAGGACGGAAGCCUCUUCUCUUCCAUCUUUGGCGGCAAGAAGCGGGAAGAGAAAGAGAAGAACAAGAAGCACCAGCAACUGUUGCAUGUUCCAGAAGACACCGUGCCUUACAAGCCUCUGCAGCCAGAUGUCGACUACAACUGGAGCCGCUUUCCGCUCCUCGAAGAACGCGCCAUCUAUCGAAUGGCACACAUCAAACUAGCAAACCCUCGCCGCUCUCUCCACAGCCAAGUCCUCCUCAGCAAUUUCAUGUACAGCUAUCUGGCAAUUGUUCAAGCUAUGCAUCCUCAGAUGAAUGUUCCAGUGUCGCCCCAGCAAAAGCGACUGGAGGAGGAGGCACGCCGUAAACGGGAAGAGCAAGAAUACUUGGCUCAACGUGAAGCGCAAGACGAAGGGGAUGAACAAGACCAGCAACAGAGUCUUGAGCAGUACGAUUUCGAUUAUCAUCGCACGACGGUGCAAUAUGCAGAUUCCAAUUCCAACCAGCCGGUGGAGUAUGUGGAUGACGCUCAGAUAUAUGAAGACGACCACUUACACGACGACCAUGGCGGCUAUGGCGCUGACGAUGGGGGCGGCUAUGGCCAUGAGGUGAAGGAUUAUUAUCGGUAUCAUCAUGAUGUAUCGGAUCGACAUAGUACCCAGGAUGGCGUUUGGUGAUUCUUGACUCACGCAUCAAUCAUUCCCGCAGUUUCACGAAGUCGCAUGACCACCUCAACCCAGGUACUGUGCGUCCAGGGGCGCGAUGCGAAGCUGUCCUUGAGCCAUGGAUUGAUCAACAUAGUAGCGACAUUCUAUUUGUACAUACAACUGUAUGCGCCCUUUGUACUCGGCU